This is a messenger RNA of Vespa mandarinia (Asian giant hornet), 1819 nucleotides long. RefSeq lists its product as uncharacterized. Lineage: Eukaryota; Metazoa; Arthropoda; Insecta; Hymenoptera; Vespidae. Gene Ontology annotation, cellular component: cytoplasm. The record is from RefSeq and is a predicted model, not a curated record. Gene Ontology annotation, molecular function: protein binding.
AAAAGCAUCUGCAGAUGGCGAUAUACACUUCACGAUCAGCUGUAAUUCGAGUCGUUACAAAUGAAACACAUCUAUCUAAACAUAUAUAUUGCGAUACCUAUGAUCGCGAAUUCGAUCUAUUAUUAACUCCUAUUGAGUACAAAGUAUUGCCUAUGAUAUUAAUUAAGUUUACAUUAAAAUUAUUUCCAAAAUCUAUAACAUAGAUGUAAAUAUGUAUAUGCAAAUUUUUUAAUCACUUAGAACAGAAAACAGAUAUACUUCACGUGAUGAACAUCUGUAGAUGCAUCCAAAUUAUAAGGAUAUCUUCGAUAAAACGUAUAUGAAAACAUUUAAGCAUGUUCGUGAUAGCUGGUAGAUGAAGAAAAACAUAGCUGACAAAACCUUUAUUAGAAUCUAUCCAAAUGAUCAAGCAUACGAAAAAUAAAAUUUGUCGUGCGGCAUAUUUAUUGACGAUAUAAUAUUUGUAAUUUUGUAUCUAAUAAAAAGAUUUUGUUUGCAAUGAUAAGAUGGACUUAGAUCCUGCAGAAAUGGUGAACGAGGUUAAAGAGAAAGUAAUAUUGCACUGGAACUGUCGAGGACUCACAGAGUUACCAGAAAUCAUACGAAAGUAUGGCAGCCACAUACAGGAGAUAUAUUUAAAAUGGAAUAAACUUACCACUUUACCCCCAUGGAUUAUAGAAUUAUUUAAUGUUACUAAUUUAUAUAUCUAUGGUAAUCUUAUUAAAGAACUUCCUAUAGAACUUGGCAAUAUGUCCCAAUUGACUGUAUUAGAUUUGAGUGCAAACAAAUUAAAAGAAAUACCAGCCUCUAUUGGUAAUCUAAUAAAUAUAGAAUCAUUGUUAUUUAAUGAUAAUUACAUAAAAAAAUUACCAAUGGAGCACUGCCCCUCAAUUUACAAAACAGAAAUGAGCCAACUUCAUAAUUUGGAAGUAUUAUCUCUUUCGGGAAAUGAAUUUGUAGCAUUACCAGAGUGGCUUGGUUCAUUACCAAAGCUUAAAGAGUUAAAUGCAGAUAACAAUUAUUUAAAGGAACUACCUAAUAGAUUGACAUUGGCUCCUAAAGUAUCAGUGAUUUCAGUGUGUUCAAACAGAUUAAAGUAUUUACCAUUAAAUGGUUUCUUAUCAUCUCCUUGCAUAAGAUUUGAUGCAAAUGAAUAUUUAAAUUAUUUAUCUUAUCCUGUCCUCAUCCAAUUGGCAUAUCAAAUUCACACGUCAGUCACUGGUGAUUCAGUGAAUAUCCUAGGCUAUAAAUGUUUCAAAUUGAAAUGCGAAGAUAAUCAAUCAUUGAAUGCAAAUAUCAAAUUAAAUAUAAAACUAGAUGCAUCAUGUAACAAAAGUAUAGUGAUUGAAUUACCAAGGCAAAUUCUAAGGGUUCACAAUGUUAAUGAAAACAAAACUGUCUCUUUGUGGGAACUUGCCCUUAGAAAAGUUUACAGACUAAAGUAUAAGCAUAUACUUAAUAUUUCUACAUCUCCUAUAAACGUUAAAAUUGUUUACAAACAACAUACUAAAAGAAAUUUUGAUUUUUUAAUGUCCUCUAUAAACUGUGCUUCAUAUAAUCUAUUGAUAAAUGGACCUGCCACUAUUUGUGUAAAUUCUCAUUGUCAACAACCAAUUUUCACGGAAGCUUGGAUUAUUGUUGGUAUUAUUCAUCAUAUAUAUUCGAUUCCAACUAUUGCUUUAUGUUGUUCUAGAAGCUGUGCUUUUAAAUUUAUGGCUAAUUCAAAUAUGGUGCUAAAUUUUCGUUGGUAUUGCAUAAAUUGAUGAUAUUUCUUUUAUAUAACUAGUCAAUUAUUCAUUCUUGUAUAUACAUUGUUACC